Molecule: messenger RNA, 4080 nt
Organism: Penicillium brevicompactum
Lineage: Eukaryota; Fungi; Ascomycota; Eurotiomycetes; Eurotiales; Aspergillaceae
Product: aminophospholipid-translocating P4-type ATPase DRS2
Exons: 3
Coding region: 1-4080 (1359 amino acids)
Biological process (GO): phospholipid translocation; endocytic recycling; intracellular protein transport
Cellular component (GO): plasma membrane
Molecular function (GO): ATP binding; ATP hydrolysis activity; ATPase-coupled intramembrane lipid carrier activity
Source: RefSeq, a predicted model, not a curated record
AUGGCCAGCGGUAGGCCUCCCGGGUCGCAUCCACCCGCUGGUCGGGAUGACGACCUGUUGUUGGAUUCUGGACCAACCUACAGCAGUGGCCAAGGUCCCCCAGUGAACGACGAACACCUACUAGAACAGUUCAACAUUGACGAUUCCGAACAACCGUACGAGCAAACGCAACCGCGUCCUUCGGUCUCCUACGACAACUUUGUCGGUUCUCGCGCGCCGCAGCAUGUACCACAACAUACUGCACCGGGACUGUCGCAUCCGCCGGUCAACCCCGGAAUCCAACAAAAUGACCCCUACUCCAGCGGAAUGAGAGAUCGAUCAUACUCCCAGACGUCGGGUCUGGACAACUACCGCCGUUAUUCUUUGGACGAUUUUGACGACGGACAUUCAGGGUAUUACGAUCUUGAUGCGGACGAGGAUCGCAUUGCCAGUUCCCACCAUGUUCGCAAGGCAAACGAGCGCAACAGCGUUCUCGGGCUCGGAGGUGGUAUCAUGGGCAAGGCAAAAUACAUGUUUGGCAUGGGGUCAAAUCAAUAUUCAGAAAUGGAUCUCCCAUUGACAGAGGCCGGGGCAAGAAGGGCAACGGUCGACAGCACUGCCUCUCCAGCACCACCCCGGAAGGAGCGCAAGAAGUUCAGCGCAUCUGAUCUGAACAUAUUUGGGCGACGCAAGGUUGAUCCGAAGUCUAUGGGCCCGCGCAUGAUUCAGCUGAACAACCCACCCGCCAACAGCGCCCACAAGUUCUUCAGCAAUCACGUAUCGACCACCAAGUACAACGUCAUCACCUUCAUCCCGAAAUUCAUCUUCGAACAAUUCUCCAAAUAUGCCAACUUGUUCUUCUUGUUCACUGCGGUCUUGCAACAAAUCCCCAACGUGUCGCCAACCAACAGGUUCACAACAAUCGUCCCAUUAGGUAUCGUCCUGGCAGUAUCGGCCAUCAAAGAGCUGGUGGAGGAUUACAAACGCAAGACUUCCGACAAAGGACUCAACCACUCUAAAACGCAAGUCCUCAAAGGAUCAUCCUUCCACGAUGCAAAAUGGGUGGACGUCUCCGUGGGCGAUAUCGUACGAGUCGAGUCCGAGCAGCCUUUCCCGGCUGACCUGGUCCUACUGGCAUCCUCCGAGCCGGAGGGGCUGUGCUAUAUCGAAACGGCAAAUUUGGACGGCGAGACAAAUCUGAAAAUCAAGCAAGCAAUUCCAGAGACUGCACAUCUCGUCAGUCCCAGCGACCUCAGCCGCUUGAGUGGACGCGUUCGUUCAGAACAGCCAAACAGCAGUUUGUAUACUUACGAAGCAACUUUGACUAUGAAUGCUGGAGGUGGCGAAAAAGAGCUGCCUUUGGCCCCGGAUCAACUUUUGCUUCGCGGUGCCACUCUACGCAACACUCCUUGGGUCCAUGGUAUCGUAGUUUUCACUGGCCACGAGACAAAGCUGAUGAGAAAUGCAACUGCAACACCUAUCAAGCGGACAUCUGUCGAGCGAACAGUCAACAUGCAGAUCCUGAUGCUUGUCACGAUUCUCAUCGUCUUGAGUGUGAUCAGUUCUGUCGGUGAUCUCGCGAUUCGAAAAACCAAGUCUCACCAGCUUGCGUACCUUGAUUACGGCGAUGUCCACAUGGUCAAGCAGUUUUUCAUGGACAUCUUCACAUACUGGGUUCUCUACUCGAAUUUGGUCCCUAUCUCCCUCUUUGUUACGAUUGAGAUCGUCAAAUACUUCCAGGCUUUCCUGAUCAAUUCUGAUCUCGACAUUUACUACGACAAAACGGACACACCGGCCACCUGCCGCACCUCAUCGUUGGUUGAAGAACUCGGUCAGAUCGAGUACAUUUUCUCCGACAAGACGGGUACUCUGACAUGCAAUAUGAUGGAGUUCAAACAAGUCAGUAUUGCUGGCAUUCAAUAUGGUGACGAUGUUCCGGAAGAUCGCCGUGCUGCCAUUGAGGAAGGCUCUGAAGUUGGUAUCCAUACCUUCAAGACCCUGAAAGAGAAUAUGAGCUCGCAUCCAAGCCAGAAAGCCAUCCGCGAAUUUCUCACUCUUCUUGCAACCUGUCACACUGUCAUUCCGGAGCGAAAUACAAGCGACCCAGAUGUCAUCAAAUAUCAAGCAGCUUCGCCCGACGAGGGAGCUCUGGUGGACGGCGCAGCUGCGCUCGGAUUCCGAUUCACCAAUCGACGACCGAGGUCUGUGCUGUUUGAGCAUGGCGGACAGGAGUUGGAAUACGAACUGCUGGCAGUGUGCGAAUUCAACUCUACCCGCAAGCGAAUGUCGACUAUCUUCAGAUGCCCAGAUGGAAAGGUUCGCAUCUACUGUAAAGGUGCCGACACGGUCAUUCUUGAGCGUUUGCACCCCGAUAAUCCUACUGUGGAGGCUACCCUGCAGCAUUUGGAAGAGUACGCUUCAGAUGGUCUGCGAACACUGUGUCUGGCUAUGCGGGAGAUCCCAGAAGACGAAUUCCAGCAGUGGAACCAGAUCUUUGACAGGGCUAACACUACUGUCGGCGGCAAUCGUAGCGAAGAACUGGACAAGGCCGCUGAGCUGAUCGAAAGGGACUUUUACCUUCUUGGUGCAACUGCUAUUGAGGAUCGUCUGCAAGAUGGUGUGCCGGACACCAUCCACACGCUUCAGACUGCCGGGAUUAAGAUUUGGGUGUUGACUGGCGAUCGACAGGAAACCGCCAUCAACAUUGGCAUGUCCUGCAAGCUCAUAUCCGAAGACAUGACCCUUCUUAUCAUCAACGAGGAGUCGGCAAACGGCACCCGUGAUAGCUUGCAGAAGAAGCUGGAUGCGGUCAAGAGCCAAAUUUCCUCUGGAGAUGCCGAACCUUUAGCCCUGGUUAUUGAUGGUCGAUCCUUGACGUUUGCUUUGGAGAAAGAUAUGGAGAAACUGUUUUUGGACCUGGCGGUGAUGUGUAAAGCUGUCGUUUGCUGUCGUGUCUCGCCCCUCCAAAAGGCUUUGGUCGUGAAACUCGUGAAGCGUCACAAGAAGGCUCUAUUGUUGGCCAUCGGUGACGGUGCCAACGAUGUAUCCAUGAUUCAAGCCGCCCAUGUCGGUGUUGGUAUCAGCGGUGUUGAAGGUCUUCAGGCCGCCCGAUCCGCAGAUGUGGCAAUUGGACAGUUCCGAUUCCUUCGGAAGCUCCUUCUGGUUCAUGGCGCGUGGAGUUACUCUCGCAUCAGUCGAGUUAUUCUCUACUCGUACUACAAAAACAUCACGUUGUACAUGACCCAGUUCUGGUACUCUUUCCAAAACGCAUUCUCUGGUGAAGUCAUCUAUGAGUCUUGGACACUUUCCUUCUACAACGUGCUCUUCACUGUCUUGCCUCCAUUCGCAAUGGGAAUUUUUGAUCAGUACAUCUCCGCCAGAUUGCUCGAUCGCUACCCGCAACUCUACCAACUAGGCCAGAAGGGUAUCUUCUUCAAAAAGCACAGUUUCUGGGCCUGGAUUUUGAACGGAUUCUUCCAUUCUCUCAUCCUGUACAUCGUGUCCCAGCUGAUCUUCUUCUGGGAUCUCCCCAUGGCUGAUGGUAAAGUCGCUGGCCAUUGGGUUUGGGGAGAAGCACUAUAUACCGCUGUGCUCGCUACGGUCCUGGGCAAAGCGGCUCUGAUCACCAACAUCUGGACAAAGUACACUUUCAUCGCCAUCCCAGGAUCUAUGUUCCUCUGGCUCGUCUUCCUCCCGGCGUACGGUUACGCAGCUCCAGCCAUUGGUUUCUCCCGUGAAUACUAUGGCACCAUCCCCGUCCUCUUCAAAUCCCCCAUCUUCUACCUGAUGGCCGUCGUCCUACCAUGUGUCUGUCUGCUUCGUGACUAUGCUUGGAAAUAUGCCAAGCGCAUGUACUACCCACAGCAGUAUCACCACGUGCAGGAGAUCCAGAAGUACAAUGUCCAAGAUUACCGCCCGCGCAUGGAGCAGUUCCAAAAAGCCAUUCGGAAGGUGCGACAAGUCCAGCGCAUGCGCAAACAACGUGGCUAUGCCUUUUCUCAGGCUGAUGACGGUGGUCAAAUGCGUGUACUGAAUGCUUAUGACACCACUCGCAGCCGUGGUCGGUAUGGCGAGAUGGCUAGUUCGAGGCCUAUGGCGUGA